This is a messenger RNA of Cyclopterus lumpus (lumpfish), 1103 nucleotides long. It is a transcript of the gene s100a10a, whose product is annotated as S100 calcium binding protein A10a. Gene Ontology annotation, cellular component: cytoplasm. NCBI's taxonomy places the organism in Eukaryota, Metazoa, Chordata, Actinopteri, Perciformes, Cyclopteridae. Bases 687 to 1016 code for a protein of 109 amino acids. The record is from RefSeq and is a predicted model, not a curated record. The transcript is spliced from 3 exons. Gene Ontology annotation, molecular function: calcium ion binding.
ACGGGCCGUCUCACCCGCGUUACUUUUUUAUUUUUAUAUCUGCCAAUCAAAGUUGUCCUGAAGGGAAGCUUGUCGGUGUAUUCUUAAUACAGCUUAUGUUACUUAAUUAUUCUACUUUUUGUGCUAUUACCUAGGUAGAAUUGUUAUAUUUUUAUUGAAAAAUGACGCAAUGUAUGAUUGUCAUAUGAUGGUCCUGUUUUUUUUUUUUUUGGCAGGGGGGUUAAGUUUUGAGCGCACACUUUUUUUAAUUAUGAUUAUAGAAUAUUUAUAAAAUGAGCUAACAUCCAUAUCAACUCUUUUUUUCUCUCCAGUUUAUGACAUUUGUCUCCACUGGGUCUUUCUCUCUUGUGGGUCCAUGUAGCUGUGGACUCAGAGGGUGUGGUGGGGCUGUGGCCGUGCUCUGUGGCUACACUGUCUCCUCUCAAUUGCUGCACAACCACCAUUUUGUGUAUCCGCACAUUUUUCCCUCAUUCAGCUAAAGUUUUCCAUUCCCCCUCUGACUCAAAAAAACCACUCCGCUCAACUUUUCCCUCCCACUUCUCCUUUUGUACUGUUCUCAUCCAGCAGCAGUUGGAGACAUAAUACACCCUCUUUUGAGUUUUGUGAUUGAUUUUGUUCUUCUUUUGCUGACCUCCCACCACUCGUGAGCAUUACAUGUUGUGAGGAAGGGCGUCGGAGAGAAGAGAAUGGUGUUCAGACACACCUCAGCAGCCAUGCCUUCAGAACUAGAGACCGCCAUGGAGUCACUCAUCAAGGUGUUCCACCGCUACGCCACCAACGUCGGCAAAGAACGCUUCGCACUCAGCCGGCGACAGCUCAAAGACUUGAUGGAGAACGAGCUGUCGACCUUCCUCCAGUCCCAGAAGGACCCUGCUGCUGUGGACAAAAUCAUGAAGGAUCUGGACAGCAACUGUGACGGCCACGUUGACUUUGAGGAGUUUGUUUCCCUGGUUGUUGGACUCUCAAUUGCCUGUGAGCAUUGCUAUCAAAACAAAAUGAAGAUGGGGAAGAAGUAAGCAGCUGGAGAAAAGAAAGAAACCACAAAAGCAUUUAAAGUUUUGUAAAGAUAGUUUUGUUCAUUAAAUACACAGAAAAAUUCCCAA